AUGACACGUCAGAGUCACUAUCAAGCAAUCAUUCUAGACCUAGGAAAUGUGGUUUUCGAAUGGGACACUUCCCAGAAUCCCCCCACUGCAGCCCCAAACCAAAUAUCUCUGUUACGCACCAGCAUGAAGUCCCCCGUUUACCAUUCCUACGAACGAGGCCAGCUCUCAACAGAAGAAUGUCAUCGCUUACUCGGGGAAUCCCUCCACGUUGACCCCGGCCAAAUCAAAGAAGCUUUCGAUCUCGCCCGCCAAAGCCUCCGAUCUAACCCCGCGCUCCUGGACUUCAUCCGGCAGCUGAAGCAGACGCGUGGAGUGGCCGUGUACGCCAUGUCCAACAUCCCGCAGGCCGAGAUCGAGUAUCUGAAAGAGAGCAGAGCAGGCGACAUGGAGGUCUUCGACGAGGUCUUUGCCUCGGGGUACGUGGGGUCCCGGAAGCCGGAGACGGAGUUUUAUCGGCGGGUGAUGGGGGAGAUAGGCUUGAAGGCUGAGCGAGUGGUCUUUGUGGAUGAUAAGGAGGAGAAUGUGGAUGUGGCGCGUGGGUUGGGGUUGUAUGGGGUUUGCUUUGGGGGGGUGGAGGAGUUGCGGGGACAUCUUCUUGGGAUUUGA
Aspergillus oryzae RIB40 is the source of this 606-nucleotide messenger RNA. Its product is annotated as HAD family hydrolase. Bases 1 to 606 code for a protein of 201 amino acids. The transcript has a single exon. The record is from RefSeq and is a predicted model, not a curated record. Lineage: Eukaryota; Fungi; Ascomycota; Eurotiomycetes; Eurotiales; Aspergillaceae.